Pollicipes pollicipes is the source of this 1788-nucleotide messenger RNA. Its product is annotated as integumentary mucin C.1. The transcript has a single exon. Lineage: Eukaryota; Metazoa; Arthropoda; Thecostraca; Pollicipedomorpha; Pollicipedidae. The coding region runs from base 65 to 1528 and encodes 487 amino acids. The record is from RefSeq and is a predicted model, not a curated record.
AGAGCCUGGGCCAGGGUGGCCCGUAAAACGACGCGCGGCCGCCGCGGCCCGCAGACGACGCGAGAUGGCCGUGCUGAGUGCGUGCCUGCUGCUGACGGUGGCCGCGCUGGCGGCGCCGGGCGUCGCCCGGCCGCUGAAGUCGGCAGCCCUCUGCCCCGGAGCCGACGGCUGCUUGGAGCGACGGCGGCGCUUCCUGCCCGACCUCAGCCUCCGCCUGGAGGACGCAGGCGCCCUGCAGGUCGACAGUGUGGAGGACGAAGACGAAGACGAAGACGAAGACGAGGGGGUGGAGCUGCGGCGGCGACGAUCGCCGAAGCGCCGGCACGGCAGGAAGGGAAGGCGCAAAAAGCAUUCGCGCGAGCGAGGACGAGGAAGCUGCGAAGACGAAGAGGACGGAGACGCGCCGUUGGACCCUGAUGAGGACUCCCCGGGCUCUCGGGGGGCCCGGGAGUCUCGGGAGUCCCGAGAGUCCCGAGAAUCCCGGCAGUCCCGGGGGUCCCGGUCCCGGAACUCCCGGUCCCGGGAGUCACGGCCCCGGAAGUCACGACCCCGGAAGCCCCAGUCCCGGGAGUCCCGGUCCCGGAAGUCCCGGGAGCGGAAGCGCGGAGGACGCUCGAAGCGGCGAAGAUGUCGCCCGAAGAAAAACAGCAGAGAGAGGGAGUCUUCUUCUACGAGCACAACUACCCCAACCACGACCACCACGCCAAGCUCAACUACUGAUCCAACCACGACCACCACGCCAAGCACAACUACUACUCCAUUCACGAUCACCACGCCAAGCACAACUACUACCCCAACCACGACCACCACGCCAAGCACAACUACUGCUCCAACCACGGCCACCACGCCAAGCACAACUACUACUCCCGCCACGACCACCACACCAACCUCAACUACUAAUCCAACCACGACCACCACGCCAAGCUCAACUACUGAUCCAACCACGGCCUCUACGCCAAGCUCAAAUGCUGAUCCAACCACGACCACCACGCCAAGUACAACUACUGCUCCAUCCAUGACCACCACGCCAAGCCCAACUACUGAUCCAACCACGACCACCACGCCAAGCUCAACUACUGAUCCAACCACGACCACCACGCCAAGCUCAACUACUGAUCCAACCACGACCACCACGCCAGGCUCAACUACUGAUCCAACCACGACCACCACGCUAAGCUCAACUACUGAUCCAACCACGACCACCACGCCAAGCUCAACUACGGAUCCAACCACGACCACCACGCCAAGCUCAACUACGGAUCCAACCACGACCACCACGCCAAGCUCAACUACUGAUCCAACCACGACCACCACGCCAAGCUCAACUACUGAUCCAACCACGACCACCACGCCAAGCUCAACUACUGAUCCAACCACGGCAAGCUCUACAACAGCACCGACUGCUUCCGCCACGACAGCAUCGACUGUUUCAAGUACAACGACGCCGUCAUCUACGACAGCGUCUUCCUCGGCACCUACAUCUCCAACGACACCGAGCACAACAUCUACUACCCCUGCCGAGCCCUAAACGCAGGCUGGUCAUUACGACCCAGCCAGGAAGAACGACAAUACGCGUUUGGUAUGCUACGUAAGUUUCUGUUUUGAUACCGUGUUUUGAUCUGUAUAGCUCGCGACUUAAGUUUUUGAUCCACCAUUACAUCGUCAUUAGGCAAGCCGAGGAACACUACCGACUCAUGAAAACGACAGUCUUAGGUCUAUUGUUGCGCAAAGUUUAUUUGACCUGCUUGUUAUCCAAACAUCGCACACUGAAUACAUAAACGGUCUCGA